Drosophila montana is the source of this 1611-nucleotide messenger RNA. RefSeq lists its product as uncharacterized. The transcript has 4 exons. Lineage: Eukaryota; Metazoa; Arthropoda; Insecta; Diptera; Drosophilidae. The coding region runs from base 207 to 1508 and encodes 433 amino acids. The record is from RefSeq and is a predicted model, not a curated record.
GAGCCUACAGCUUACACGUCGUGUUUAAAUAGUCGAUGUUGGAACCAAUAAGCUUUUCAAAAUCUGUAAGCUUUGACAUAUUUGUGUAUUGAACAAACAUUCUCGAAAAGUGCGUAUCUGAAGCUUUUCAGCGACAACAUUGCAGUGCAGUGCAGUUACAAAACAACGAAAUUUUCAUAUUAUACAAAAAACUCAAGCCCGCAAUAAUGGCCUCCUCUAAGAAGAGAAUACAAUCUCAAUCUUCCGCCAAUUAUCGAGUCACCAAAAUCAGCCGAGGUAGCCGAGGUAGUGAUGAGAGCCAUGGUAGCAAGGAAAUGCAAGAAAAUAUGCUCGGCCAGAGCGAGGAAGUCCGAAGCCCGACAACCCAAAAGUCAUCCAGCAGCAUCAUAAGUGACUUUGCGCAUCUUCGCCCACGCGGCGGUCUUCGGGGCAAGUCCUACUGGCACGACGUCAUUGACGAAGUGGAGUUUGCAGUUCAUUGCGUAUCGCAGCCACGAUUGCCAAUCAUCGACUACUCGCUAGUCCUGCCCCCACACCUACGCGAGCGCGUUAAGCAGAUACAGGCCUACGACUAUUCCACGUCAGACGACGUUGUUUAUAUUCGCGACGAGAUGCGCGAGGAGCGGCCGCAUGAUUAUCAGAUUUCUAGUGAACAGGACAGCCGAGAAGAGGGACAGGAGGGGGGGGCUGCUCUUCUAACGGACCGAAAGAAAUUAGAAGAACAUUUUGAUGAAAGCCAACACUCGGAUAUUGUGCGCAUGGAUCAUGAAUUUGAGAAGUUUGAUCUUAGGCUGGAUGAGCCGGUUGGUCACACGCAUCGCAAAGUCGACAAAACUAGCUGGUAUGCGAAGUUUCUGUGCGCUUCUCGCGACGAACGCGUCUGCUGGGAUUCACGAGUGGAGCGAUCCAAGGCGGGUGAUUCGGCCUACACGCUUGACGAGCAGGCCGAAAAUCUAAUGGAUGCGUCAGCUGAGCGCUUUAUUCACUGGCUCAAUUCGAUCGGUACAAUGGAUACGUCAAUGACACCAGAGAAGGUAAAGAACUUAUUUUCCAUCAAAGGUGAUCGAACGCUUCUUGCUUCAGUUAAAACAGACCCAAAGGAAGUCAACGCUAUAGCGCAAACAGUGGCCGACAAAUGGAAUAAACCCCAUAUGGCAAUUGAGCUCAAGUAUGAAAAACAUAUCAACGACCAUGCAAUGCGUGAGACCCGCAAGCCGCUACUUAGCGCCUUUGGUCGAACUGUACCUCUUAAGGAGCGACCUUGGACAAAGCGAUCUGGUGAUAAGGUCAUCGAAACAGUUUACCCGAACGAUCUGCUUACUCGCGAGAAAAUAUUUAAAGGCAUCACCCACCUGCGCAGCACCACAGCGCUCAUUGAUUUCUACCUAAACAAUCCAAAAUUAUCACGACCUCUAUAUUUACUCCAAGGUGGCGACUUCCAGGAAAUGAACACAAGCGAAUCGGUAAUGGAAAUACCCCUCUAUGAAUAUCUCGGCCUCCGCUAUUAGCAGGAACUUCAUUUGGCUUAUAGCGUUAUACAAAAUCAGUUAGAAUCGUAUAAAUUAAUAGUUUUGUGUUAGGUGAUGAAAUAUAUUUGAAUUAUAUUAUUAA